Molecule: messenger RNA, 4560 nt
Organism: Gasterosteus aculeatus aculeatus (three-spined stickleback)
Lineage: Eukaryota; Metazoa; Chordata; Actinopteri; Perciformes; Gasterosteidae
Gene: fzd5
Product: frizzled class receptor 5
Biological process (GO): non-canonical Wnt signaling pathway; canonical Wnt signaling pathway
Cellular component (GO): plasma membrane
Molecular function (GO): Wnt-protein binding; Wnt receptor activity
Source: RefSeq, a predicted model, not a curated record
CUCCAGGAGGACUUUAUUCCGUCCUGGGGCUCAGUGGAGGCAGCAGCCGCGCACCGCUGCACCUGAUCGCACGGGAUGCGUUUGGUUUACUACCCUGCACGACGCUUCGGAAUACUCUUAUAUUUUACUUUCCGUUAGAAGCACCGGCAUAACUUUGAAAAGUAAGGAGAAAACUAAACUACCGCCCAUGUUACCGGGGGAAUAAACUUAAGGUGGGUUUUUCUGACCCCGGGCUGCGGUUGCGGAGGCUGCACAUUCUCUUCAAUGCCCACGUUUGAACACUCGUUUGUUUUUGAACGCACUUCCUUUGACGCGUUCUUGGCGAUCCCGCGAGUCUCACGAUGCGACUUUUCCCGGCGCGCGUCGGGAACAAACCGGCCCGGUAGAAAUGUCACAAGGUCGUUCCAUUUACCGGGACGUGACCACCGGAGAUGAACUCUGCGUGGAAUGCGCGGUGAAUGAUUGACAGCGGAGGCUCCGUCAACCUCUACGGACAGAAAGAACUAACCGCCUGGACUUCAACCUGUUUACUUGUAAUCAUUAAGAGUUUAAGAGAAGCGGAAUGAAACUCUGCUUCUGAAGAAGAAGGAGCUUUCCUGGCAUCAGCUGAAGCUUCCACCUCUGUUUCAUCGUUUAAAUUCCCUAAACGAAUCAUUUCUAACAUGUUUCACACGGCGGCGGCCCCGCGGCUCCUCGUGCUGCUGCUCCUGUUCCGGUGUCCCGGUCUCACGUCCGCGGCUUCCAAAGAUCUGGUGUGUGAGCCCAUAACUGUGCCCAUGUGCAGGGGCAUCGGCUACAACCUCACCUACAUGCCCAACCAGUUCAACCACGACACCCAGGAGGAGGUGGGCCUGGAGGUGCACCAGUUCUGGCCCCUGGUCCGGAUCCGCUGCUCGCCGGACCUGCUCUUCUUCCUGUGCAGCAUGUACACCCCCAUCUGCCUGCCGGACUACCGCAAGCCGCUGCCGCCCUGCCGCUCGGUGUGCGAGCGGGCCAAGCGGGGCUGCUCCCCCCUGAUGAGCCAGUACGGCUUCGAGUGGCCCGAGAGGAUGAGCUGCGAGCAGCUGCCCCAGCUGGGCGACGAGACCCUGUGCAUGGACCAGAACAGCAGCGAGGCCACCACCCCGGCGCCGCCGUUCCCCAAGCCCACCCCGAAAGGCCGGACCAGACCCCCCAGCCCUCCGCUGUGCGACAGGGAGUGCCGCUGUCGAGACCCCCUGGUGCCCAUCAAGAGGGAGUCCCACACGCUGUACGGCCAGGUCCACACCGGCCCCCUCCCCAACUGCGCCCAGCCCUGCCACCAGGCCUACUUCUCGGCCGACGAGCGCGCCUUCACCACCUUCUGGGUGGGACUCUGGUCGGUGCUGUGCUUCAUCUCCACCUUGACCACCGUGGCCACCUUCCUCAUCGACAUGGAGCGCUUCAAGUACCCGGAGAGGCCCAUCAUCUUCCUGGCAGCCUGCUACCUCUUUGUGUCUUUGGGUUACAUCAUCCGCCUGGUGGCGGGUCACGAGCGGGUGGCGUGCGGCGCCAGCGGCAGCGUCGCCGGCGACCAGCUGCACGUCCUCUACGACACCACCGGGCCCGCCCUGUGCACCCUGGUCUUCCUGCUGGUGUAUUUCUUUGGCAUGGCCAGCUCCAUCUGGUGGGUGGUGCUGUCCUUCACCUGGUUCCUGGCCGCGGGGAUGAAGUGGGGGAGCGAGGCCAUCGCGGGUUACUCCCAGUACUUCCACCUCGCCGCCUGGCUCAUCCCCAGCGUCAAGACCAUCGUGGUCCUGGCCCUCGGCUCGGUGGACGGGGACCCCGUGGCCGGAAUCUGCUACGUGGGGAACCAGAGUCUGGAGAACCUGAGGGGGUUCGUGCUCGCGCCCCUCGUGGUCUACCUCUUCACCGGCUCACUUUUCCUGCUGGCCGGCUUCGUCUCGCUCUUCCGCAUCCGGAGCAUCAUCAAGCAAGGCGGCACCAAGACGGACAAGCUGGAGCGGCUGAUGAUCCGCAUCGGGCUCUUCACGGUGCUGUACACCGUCCCCGCCACCAUCGUGGUGGCCUGCCUGGUCUACGAGCAGCACCACCGGCCCGGCUGGGAGCGAGCCCUGGCGUGCUCCUGCCCUUCAGAGCGCCAGCGUGCGGGCGUGGGCCCGGACUACGCCGUCUUCAUGCUCAAGUACUUGAUGUGCUUAGUGGUGGGCAUCACCUCGGGGGUCUGGAUUUGGUCAGGCAAAACCGUGGAGUCCUGGAGGAGGUUCGUGGCUCGAUGCUGCCCCUGCUGGCCGCAGAAAGCAACCGCUCCGCCCUCCAUGUACAGCGAGGCCAGCAGCGCUUUGACCGGACAUACUGGGACCGGACUGACGUCGGGGCUCUACCACAAGGCCGCUCCAUCGCGUAUAUGAAGGGGCUGCCGCGGCUGAGCGUUGACCGAACUAAAGGUAUCCAAACAUGGAGAGAGAGAAAGAGGACCAGCAGCUGCAGGGCCGCCUUGCUCUGAGAUUUAGCUCUCACUGAAAAAAAAAAAACUGGACGAUUGUGACAAUUUAAAAAAGUACAUUGGACCAGCGUAAAAAAAAAAGGGAAAAGCUCAGAGAAACAACCAGCAUUGCAAUUUAAGCAUGAGAGAAUAUCUGAAAAGAGAAUCUGCCUUUUGAGAAACUGACUCCAGACCAAAUGCUUCUCUAGAGCGACAUUUAACAUUUGAACGUAACCAAGUCACGUGGAUCCGUAACGAAACCACACGCGCUUCUUCCUAUCCGUUUACCCUGAGCACUGAGAGAGAGAAAAACAUAUUUAUUCAUGUACAUAUUGUAUAAAGUUGCUGUUGAAAAAGAAGGCGUAUCAUGUGAUCUGUUUAGUUGGUGUGAGACACCACAGAGGCCAAUGUUGUCCCAUCUGAGUCGUAUGGACUUGUACAUAAAUGUGCUGUUUCAUGUCAAUGUUUGAGUGUGAUAUCUGGAUUUUUUUUUUUUUAAUGAUGUACAACUGACAAACUUUAUUUGUCAAACUGCUGCGGUGCUGCCGGCGUAUUUGCGGAGGGGUCUUUGUAAUGAUGGCCGGAUGACCUCUGAGCUCCGGUCGGCUUCGUGUCGAUUGAACCGACAGGUUAAAGCUGCGCGAUGAAACUGAACUUGGCCUCCACCCCCAUCUGCUGGUCCCCCCCCCCACUCCCCCCAAACCCCCGAGACCCUCCGUCCCAUAAGGAUUUGAACCAAAACUAUUUAAGAAGAAGGAAUACUACCAAUGAAAUAUACGAUUGGAAUAGUUAUUUAUUCUAAAUUUGUUGUGAUUUCUGUUUGCUGUAAAAAUGAACCUCACCUCGUCAAGCGUCACUCUGUUUCUGCUUUAAUGUCACGGCCUCGACACACACACAGUUUAUGUUCAUGGACCGGUGUUUUAAAUAAUAAUUUGAUGACUGGAUGAACUAAUCAGUGGAAAACUAAUCAGCAACAAUUGGAAUAAUCCACAAAUUACUACUGUCCUUUAAAGAAGAAAUGCCCAGAAUGAUCCUUUCAGCUCCUUGAAUGAAAUACAUUGCUGCUGUUCUCGUGUUUAUUAACACUGUUCACUCGGUAUCUUUGCCCGGCUGGUUGGAGGAAACAAGCAAUUUAAAGGAACACUCGGUGACAGGCAUUUCACAAGAAAGAUACAAAUGGGAUAUUAAUUCUACCCAUUAGGUGGCUUUCAUGUGUUCUUUUAUUGGAACUAUUGGACUUAAAUGUUAGAGACUUGAAUCAAGUUGAAAUAUUCCUCAUUUACUGAAUUUGUUAUAAACAGUAAUGAUGUUUAUGGUUAUUAAUUGAAUAAAAGUACUAAGUGAUAAACAUUUUAAAUCUAAAGAACAUGAACAUUUUCAGUUUUAUAUUUUAGGGGUUUGGGGAAUAAUCUUAAAGUUGAACUUGUGGCUGAACUGAGCAUUUGUCGUCAUUUUCAGCAGGACGGAUGAUGCUUUAAUCAUCAGGGCUUGAGAGAACAAACUCACUGGAUUUGUAAAGAACAAACUAUCAAAAAAGGAAAAGUCCUCAGAGGAGCCGACGUGGUGAAAAUGAAGUGUCGGGGGUGUUCUCAUUUAUUGCGCGUCCAUAUGCUGGAUGAUAUCUCUUAUUUAUUAGGCUGAAUUGUGCGAGUGAUGACGGAUGCUGGGAAGUCUUGGUAAAAACUGACGUUUAGCUUUUUGUUUGUGUCUAAAUGUAAAUCUGCUCAUGUUGAUUGAAUUCCCAAAAUGGAAAACAUAAUGUAGAUUAUGAAUCAUAUUGUGGGAUUAAAACAGAGUUGAUCUGUGGUUUCAAGCACAUCUUGUUCCAGUAUAUUCGGCGUAACAUGUUUUGGCAAAAUUAAUUUUUUAUUUUUUUUAGUGGGAAAGAAUCAGUCAGUCGCUGUAUUUGAACGUUGCAAUCUGUGCGAAUAUUCUACCUGGGGAAAUGAUUGUUGUUAAAUAAUUGAUGUUAAAGUCAAAAAGGGGAAAAUACCUCAGUUGGAAUCUCUCUGUUCAGUUGUCAUGUAUUGAAAACCACUUCCAUUAUACCCCAAACCAAGACGUGAAGGGGAACAUUAAAAACCAACGAAGCAUCA